Racocetra persica is the source of this 287-nucleotide messenger RNA. The record is from the annotation of a GenBank genome assembly. Lineage: Eukaryota; Fungi; Glomeromycota; Glomeromycetes; Diversisporales; Gigasporaceae.
GCAUAGGAACAAAGCAACGGCUCAAUGAGAGUCAAGAACAAAAAGACGAGCGUACAAAAAAACUUUCUGAAGCCAUUAAAACAAUUAUAGAAUGUAUCGGUGAGGAUCCUAAACGGCAAGGUUUGCUGAGAACACCCGAUAGAUAUGCUCAAGCAUUAUUAUUCUUUUCUAAAGGUUAUGAAGAGAGUAUUGAACAGCUCAUUAAUGGUGCAAUUUUCGAAGAAGAUCAUGAUGAAAUGGUGAUUGUUAAAAAUAUAGAUGUAUUUUCUUUAUGUGAACAUCAUUUA